Sebastes umbrosus (honeycomb rockfish) is the source of this 1868-nucleotide messenger RNA. RefSeq lists its product as uncharacterized. The coding region runs from base 483 to 1310 and encodes 275 amino acids. The transcript is spliced from 6 exons. NCBI's taxonomy places the organism in Eukaryota, Metazoa, Chordata, Actinopteri, Perciformes, Sebastidae. The record is from RefSeq and is a predicted model, not a curated record.
UGAAUCAUGUGUGAGUUGGUCUGCAAUAGCCUAUAUUGUUCAUAUAGUGUUCCUAGCUUGCCUAUAAUCACUUAUGUUGUAGGAAAGUCAACCGUUACCUCUGACAUUCUAAAGAAGCAGUUGGAGAGUUGGUGCACUUGUGCUUCUGCAGGAUGUGCGCGCACAGCUGCGUCCCACGCUGAUAAAACAUGACGAGAUGCAAAUCACUUCCUAUGAUAGCCUGUCAGCUCAAACUCCAUCUCCUGUAAUGAUCCGUGCAAACUCAACCACACAUGCACGCCAGCUGACACGAAUCAGAAGACCAGAAACUCACCAUCGGAAAGUAUUAAUUGAAAAACUGGAUGCAGUAACCAAAAUAUUGCAGAUGAGUUUCGGAUAUAUCUCAGCGUGCGUCAACAGGAAACGAGAGAAAAGAGCGCAGAACUGACACAACUGAAAGCUACAUCCAUGAAGCUUGUUCCCUGGCUGUCUGAACUGAGGCGAUGGAGAGCCCAUCGUCCACAGUGAGGCGGCGAGCCUGGAUCAACAGCAGCCGACAGUGGCCCACUCUGGAGGAGCUGGAUCCUGAGGGGCCACUGGGCAACCUCCCCUCUGCCUCUAUAGUAGACGACGAUGUCUUUUCUGACGAUGCACUGGACUAUUUUACCGCUGCCGUACCGAUCAUAGGCACAUCAAAGAAGGACGAGCAUCUGCAUGUCCUUUUAAUCAAUCUUGAUGACGCUGACAAUACUGAGCAUUUUGAGCUCUGGUUUGGGCUCAAAAGAAGACCUCAAGUAUGUGAAACAAGAGGACAUUGCAGACUUACUACUUGUUAUUCAACAGCGAAAACUUAUAGAUGCAUUCAAAAUAGGUAUGUUUGCUUACUGUCACAACAUCACUAUUUCAUUAUACGUUAUAAUAUUGUAUUGCUUUUUUUUAAAGCUGUAUGUCCUAUGUCAUAUUUGUUUUCAUAUUUUAGAGACGGAGAUAAUCACCUUGGACCUCCAAGUCCUGCCGUCCCCUAUCACUGCCACUCUACACCAUUUUCCAGUCCAUCAGGCACAUCUUUGCUCUCCUGCUCGGAAUCUAGUGUUACUGAAGAGAGCCAGCCCUCCUCCCAGAUCAAAUCAUGGUCAGAAUCGUUUGAGGUACCAUGGAACGCCAUGCCUGUGGACCUUCGUUCAGACAUCUCAGAUGGUAGGAGGCCUUCACCUACCUCACGACGGCAGAUGUACCCAAACAGUUUCGCCGAUCAACUUCACAAUGGUCAAGUUCUGGGAAAUGGAUAUGCAUCACUCCUAAUCCAAGUAAAAAAUCGUAUCGAAACCUGAACCGCACCAGCGGCUUUCGACAGCACCGUUCAGCCAGCCAUGGAGAAAAGAGAGGACCUACUGACAUAUAUGGCUGUGCCAUAUUCUAGCCCAGCCUCCCACCAGACGAGAAUGAAAACACAGUAGAGACCAAACGUCAAAAACUAGAAGGGAUCUACAUUCGGGAUGGUAUAAAUGGGGCUGAGAGAGCAGAGGUAAAGCAGCUAAUGGAAACAACUCCUUAUGUUUUUAUUUAUGUAUAUAUAUAUAUAUAUAUAUAUAUACUGUAUAUAUAAUGACUCAUCUUACCAAGAGUACACUUUGUAUUUCACUUUCUUUGUCCCAGGAAUGUGCCACAGCAGCUGACAUUGAGAGGACAAUCUCCAUACCUGAAACUCCUCGUCAGAUACUGCUUGGUAUGUUUACAUCAUUGGACAGGGAAGAAAUACAAUUUUCUAUUAAAGGUCCCAUAUCGUGCUAAUUUUCAGGUUCAUACUUGUAUUAUGUGUUUCUACUUGAACAUGUUUAGAUGCUGUAAUGCAAAAAAAACACAUUUUCCUCAUACUUUCUGCCUGAAUA